UUUUGCUUGUGAGUUUGUUGUCAAAAUUAAUUAAACAAUUUUGAUAAUUUUCAAAUUUGUUAAUGUUAUAUUUCUAAAAAAGAUAAAAAUAUAUAUAUUUUUAAGGAAUAUUUGUAAUUAAAUAUAUUUUAUCAAAUGGACAAAAACACACCAAAGAGCUAUGAUGAAUCUUGUAUAUCCACUACGGGUACACCUUUAUCCCAGCAUUAUUCAGAUACUUUAGAUAAUCUGAAAUAUAUAAAUUUAAAUUUUGUAGACAAUUCAGAAUCUUCUAACCCGGCAAAAGAAGCUUUCUUGGAGUAUCAAAAAUUACAAAAUUCCAGCCAGGAACAAACAAGUUUUGAGAAACCUUUACCUAAUAAAAUUUUACCCACAACUUUGCCUUUAAAUGGUUCGGAUAAGAGUAAAAAUGAAAAAGAGAUUAUUCCUUUGCAGGAAAAAACUCUCUUAGAAAUGGGCUAUAAAUCGAAUGAAGUAGAAGGCUGGGAAAAUAUUGUACAACCGCCCAAAGAAGAUCUUUAUAAAUUAUUGAAGAAUAUGAUAGAGAAACAUAUCAAACCUAGUGUUCAGAUACGCAUUGGUGAGGUUACCUUUAAUUGUCACAUGAUGGUGUUGCAAUGUUAUUCGGAUUUUUUUAUGGAAUUUAAUAAUGAAAUUUUAAUACAAUUACCGGAGGAAAAAAUAACUCCUGCAGCCUUUAUGAUGGUCUACGAUUGGAUGUUAUCCUCACAGCCCUUAGUACAAAGAGAGGGCAUAUUGGAAUUGUUUAAUGCGGCCAAUUUUUUACGUAUUAAGGAAUUAAUUAAUCAAUGUUGGUUAUGCCUGGAUGAUGAUGUACGUUUUAGAGAAGAUACUGCCUUUUUGUUGUAUUUGGAGGCACGUAAAUAUGGCUUGGAAAGUUUGGAACAAUUAAUGUUAAUGCGUAUUUGUAAAUUCUUCUUAACGCUGGUCGCCUCCAAGGAAUUUUUGACUUUAAGCUGCAAAGAGGUUAUUACACUAUUAAGUUCAAAUACUAUAGGGGUGAAUUCUGAAAUAGAGAUAUUCAUGUCCGUGGUAAGAUGGUUAAGUCACAAUUGGCAGGAGCGUGAAAAAUACACCUUGGAGUUAAUAAAAUGUGUGCGUUUCAGUUUAAUGCCUCCUUGGUUUUUGGUGACCCUAAACAAAAAUACCGAUUGCCUGGAAAUAGAUCGUAUAAUUGAACAUCCUGAAGUUAAAGAAAUGAUAAAUGAUGCCAUAACUUACACUACCACCCAAUUUUACUAUGGUGAAAAUCGUGAGGAGUUCUUACACUUUCUUGAACGUUAUCAAUUAACAGAACCCAUGCAACGUCAAUGGGUUUUCGAUAAGGAAUGUAAUUAUCAUCGUCGUCUUGGGUGCCCAAAUAUGGAGUAUGUUACCUAUAAAUCAUUUUUGGAAUAUUUAGAAAUGAUUCGCUCUAUUGGCAAAGAUUAUUGGCGUUCUUUGGAAAUGGAUAAUGGUGUGGAAAAGUCUAUGUAUUGGUUUUUACGUAAUGAUUGUCGUAAAACAACGGAAUCAAAUCUAGCCACUGUAUUUACUAAAAAGAGUCGUGACCAGGGUAUACAAUGUGCAAAUAGUUUGAAAUAUCGUAAAAGCAAAGAUUUCAAUAAAACAAAAUCAAUUCAUAACAAUGUUGGUGGUAAAAAAUCUGUACAUAUUACGCCUCGGGGACAUCGAAGGUAUAUGCCAACGGUAAUAACAACAAGUAGCACAACAAUAAAUAAUGAUACUACUACAACGGAAGCGGAAACAACGGUAGAUUUUAAAUAUCCUCCAGAAUCAGAUGAUGUUGAACAGAAUUUUCAUGUAAAUGUAGAAAAACAAACGGAAACUAUAUUAUAUGAUGACAAUAAUCAACAACAGCAGCAACAACAACUAAAAACGGAAGUAAAUGAACAACAGCAACAACAACAACAACAGCACAUCAUCGAUAGUUAUCCCUUAAAGCAUAAAAUCUCCAAUAACAUAGAUAAUGAUGAAAAAAUACAUCACCAGCAACAGCAACAUCAAUUGCUGUCAAAACCAUAUCACAUAAACAUAAAAAAACAACAAGAAAAAACACUCCAGUUGCAACACAAUAAAACAAACAACACUGACGACAACAAAUGUUGUACAGUGAUUUAUAAACGUGAUGACGAUGACAACGGUAGUUUAAUGGCUGAUGUUAGCGGUGAUUGUUACACAGCACAGCAACAGCAGGAGGAACAUCAACAUCAGGAACAACAAAAACAAUGUAUUUCUGGUGAUAAUCAUGAUGUCGAAAACAUGAAAGAUAUUAUUAUUGUUACUGGCUGCAAUGUUAAUAAGGAUUUACUGGAUUAUGAAGAAAAACAAACAACUUUGACUUUCAUUGAUGAUUUGACAAGAAUUUCAAAUCAUAAAAUACUAGUGUUUGGUGGCAUCGAUCCUUAUUGUUUGCAUUGUCAACAUGUGCAACAGCAUCAUCAUCAACAUCAGAAGCAGCAGCAUCACCUACACCAACAACAAUCAUACAGAUUACAAAAACAACUAGAACGACUACAACGGAAACGUGUACUUUCAAUUGAUAACAUCAUCAUGAAUACUCGUAGUCAUACUCACUACUCUGCACAUCCGUUGCAAACUGAUACACAAUCGUACAACAUCAGUGCUGUUGCCAAUAAAAAUUUGGAAAAUUUUGGCGACCAUGUGUUGUUUUACGAUAUUGAUGCUAUGGAAUGGCGACAUUUAUCCCAUAUACCAUUCGGUUCACGUCAUCAUCAUGCAGUUGUUGUUUGCAAUGGUCUAAUUUAUGUUAUUGGUGGCACGAGGACAGCAUGGGGUUGUACGAAAAAAUCGCAAACUACCGUUACUGCAAAAUACCGUUACCUAAAGUAGAUAAAGUACCGAUAA
Molecule: messenger RNA, 2889 nt
Organism: Lucilia cuprina (Australian sheep blowfly)
Lineage: Eukaryota; Metazoa; Arthropoda; Insecta; Diptera; Calliphoridae
Exons: 10
Coding region: 136-2874 (912 amino acids)
Molecular function (GO): protein binding
Source: RefSeq, a predicted model, not a curated record